Messenger RNA from Zophobas morio, 1552 nucleotides. Its product is annotated as fatty acyl-CoA reductase 1-like. Lineage: Eukaryota; Metazoa; Arthropoda; Insecta; Coleoptera; Tenebrionidae. Bases 31 to 1506 code for a protein of 491 amino acids. The transcript has 5 exons. The record is from RefSeq and is a predicted model, not a curated record. Gene Ontology annotation, biological process: long-chain fatty-acyl-CoA metabolic process. Gene Ontology annotation, cellular component: peroxisome. Gene Ontology annotation, molecular function: alcohol-forming very long-chain fatty acyl-CoA reductase (NADP+) activity.
UUUGGGUGUCCUUUACCACAAUCACGCGAAAUGUCGCCAAUACAAGACUUCUACUCCAACCAAGUAAUCCUCCUAACAGGAGUCACCGGUUUCAUCGGUAAACUUAUAGCCGAAAAACUGCUCCGAACGUGCCCUAACCUGAAAAAAAUCUACGUUUUGGUGCGCCCUAAACCUACCCGAAGCCUCGACGAACGACUGAAGGACAUUUUCGACUCAACAUGUUUCGACCUUCUGAGAUCGCAGGACCCGGAUUUUGGCAAAAAAAUCCAUCUGUUGAGUGGCGAUUGCAAAGAACCUUUCCUCGGUUUGAACUUUGAAGCUAUCGAAAUUCUGAAGGACCAAGUAACUUGUGUUUUUCACGUUGCUGCGAACGUGCGUUUUGACAUAGAUUUGAAAACUGCUGUUCACACGAAUGUUCGAGGGGUGCGUGAUCUUCUUGAGAUUAUGAAAGAGGCGAAGAACUUGAGAGCUUUUGUUUAUGUGUCGACUGCGUUUUCGCAUUGUCCGAGAACGGAAAUUCGGGAGGAGUUCUAUGGGGUUGGUACUGAUCCAGAAAAGGUGUUGCAGAUGGUGGAUUUAAUGGACGACCAAGCUUUGAUUUCUAGCCUCAUGGGUCCAUGGCCUAACACAUACGUUUAUAGUAAAGCUUUGGCAGAAGAAGUGGUUCGUAGGUACGAAAAUUGCUUUCCAAUUUGCAUCGUACGUCCUGCUAUUACCCUUUCAUGUCUAAAGGAACCUUUUCCUGGCUGGAAUGACAACUUCAACGGGCCUAUUGGUAUAAGUUUUGGUAUAGCUCUGGGGUUGUUGAGGAGUCUUCACAUGGACCCAAAAUUUCCAGCUCCGUAUGUUCCAGUUGACUUUGUUGUUAACAUCAUCUUAGCUGCAGCAUGGAACCUCGAAAAGUGCGUAGAAAAAACCACUAAUAACCCGAUUCCGAUUUACAAUUUAACUGCUGCUAAAACCAACAGCGUCACUUAUGGGUGGAUUCUAGAUUAUUACAAAACAUUCGUUUUUAAGUACCCUUUAACCAAAACUGUGUGGUACCCAUACGUCCAACUAAGCCGCUACAAAACCAUCCAUAAAAUACGAAGCUUUUUCUAUCACACUGUGUUCUCGUACAUUGUAGAUGCAAUCCUUGUGACCAUCGGCAAAAAACCACUAGCUGUAAAAAAAUAUCAAAAAGUUAACAAAACGCUUGAUCUUCUUUCGUACUUCGUGCUUCGUUCGUGGAAUUUCGACAACAGUAACGUUGACUUUUUGUGGGACCAACUCGACGAAAAAGAUAAAGAAGUGUUCAAUUUUAACAUGAAAACGGUCGAUUGGAAAUCGUAUUUCGAAGACUGUUGUGUAGGAGGGAGGGUAUUUUUGGUGAAAGACCCUUUAGAAUCGAUACCGAAAGCUAAACGAUGGAUGUAUUUCCUGGCGGGAGUUCACUACGCUUUUGUUGGAUUCGUCAUGUACGCCUGGUAUUGGUUGCUGUCCACAGUGUUUAAAAUUUUAUUUUGAAAUUAGUUUGUUAAUUUAUGGCAGAAAUAAAUUUUACCAAAAUUUU